UUUGGACAUUACGCGCUGCAGAUUUUGAACUACAGCUGAUUUCGUUUGGAUGUCCUUAAAUACGUCGUUUUUAUGUUGUAUUUUUGCAUUAAAUAAUACGAUUUACGCAUAUUUACGCAUAUUUGAGCAUCGUUACCGAACUUUUACGAGCUUACUGGAUGAUUUGAAUGUUCCUCCUCGCGUUCACGUUACAAAAAGUAGGAACAGUUGAACUUAUUUUAACUUAUUUGCAUGCUUGGACUUCGUAUUUGUUAUGCAAAUUUAAGAUAAAAAAGUUUUAGCCUCCAUGUACAGCUUCGUGCUUAGAUAGUAGGCUACACAUCGACACGUUUACUUAACAUUUUCAAGAUAUUUUGGGGGUUUUGCUAUUUGUUUGUAGUUUUUCUUUUACUUCAGUGCAUGGUGUUGGACACGUUGGAUAAUUUUAAGAAGAAAACUACUAUAAGAAGCUCAAAGAAUAUAUAUUUUUUACUGUACUACCAAUAAUAAGGUAAUACUUGGGCAUCUUUUUCAACUGGAGACGUCGAGGUGCAUGCUUUUGGAGUCACAACACGUAAUUAAUAAGGAAAAUUGAACUAACUUCCAGCUAACUAAUAUUCUUGUAGUUUUAUAUAAAAAAUUCUCAAAGGUAAGCUGUUUUUCAUGCAAUUUUUAUACCUAAUAUGGAAGAGAGAUAAGUUCGUCUUUGAGUUUUAAUUCCUUUAGUAGCUUAAUACAUAGAAUACAGGCUACUUAAUAGACACACAUAUAUGAAUAAACAUCUCAUUAUUGUAUAAAUAAGAGUGAAGAUACUUGCAAAAUAUCUCGUUUUAGUUGCGAAUCUCUAAACAGGAAUUUGUGGAGCGAGCAAAAGAGGCAGGCAACAUCUCAAAGUCCAAAACAGCUGCUUUUGAUGUAGCAUUGAUCAGUGAGAGAGAUCAUGUUUUACCAAAAUCUUAAAAAGGAGAGAAACGUGGAUUCUGUGAUGAGUUUGCAGUUGUGUAUUUCAGUCAGCGGUCUGUAAAAGUGAGCUUACCUGAAUUUGGGAUGACAUGAAGCACACUGAGAACAUCUGAAGUUGGAGAAGUGUGAACUAAACAUGUAGCAAAUGCCAUUUUUUACUUUUAAUUCAGUUGACGAACCAAAAAGAAUAGGCUAUGUUAAAUGCUUUAUAAGAACUCAAAUGUACUAACUAGUCUCAGCUUGCGGUUUCAAAUAAUUAUUAAAAUCCCUCAACUUAGUAUUUUUAUGUUGUUUUUAAGACAAAGUAGCAUUUUGACUUAUUUUAUAGAGUCGCCCAAUCAAGUAUCUUACAAAUUUGCACAACAUAUUGACGUAUAAUUAAUUUUAUGCAACCUUUUUUAUUCUUCCUUUCACAAAUUUCUCCCAUGAAAAUCAGAUAAUAUGACCUAACCAGCCAACUCAUUUGCACAAGUGUGUUUUUUUGAGUUAGGAACUGUCAACUCGAUUUUUAAAUUUUGAAUAUUUUUGCUAAAAGAUUUAUGAAAUCGCUUUGACAACCACAUUGUUUUUUUAAUUUUUCAGUUCUCACCUUUUUUGAACUGAUUAAAUUAAACACGACUGGAGAGACCAAACGAAAAAACGCACUGCAAUUUAAUUUUUAAUACGAAAACAUCUCAAAUCUCAAGUUUUUUUGAUCCACAAGGGAAAUUACUAGGACCCAGUAGCUCACAAAUCACAGUAUAAUAUAAUAAGAAAGAGAAACGCGUCUAGAUAUAUAUGUAAAAUUAAAACUUUUCGGGACUAUGGGGACACUCCGAGACCUUCAGUACGCUUUGCAAGAGAAGAUAGAAGAGCUUCGUCAAAGGGAUGCACUGAUUGACGAGCUCGAGCUGGAGUUGGACCAAAAAGAUGAAUUGAUCCAGAGAUUACAGAAUGAACUGGACAAAUAUCGUUCCGUGAUCCGGCCGGCCACAGCUCAGCAGGUCGGGCAGCACAGUCUGGUUCUGCCCGGGCCCGACCAGCACCGGAGCAAGAGACAGGCCAUCUCCGCCGAACCCACCGCCGUGGACUUCAGCGAGCUCUGCCACACCACGCUGCCGUUCUACCCCAAGAGUCCAGAGUCUAAGGAUCUGAUAAAGGACGCCAUCUUGGACAAUGACUUCAUGAAGAACUUGGAGCUGUCUCAGAUCCAGGAGAUCGUGGACUGCAUGUACCCAGUGGACUACGGAGAAGACGCCUGCAUCAUUAAAGAGGGCGAGGUGGGCUCCCUGGUCUUCGUCAUGGAGGAGGGAAAGGUGGAGGUGACCAAAGAGGGGAUGAAGCUGUGCACGAUGGGGCCUGGACGAGUGUUUGGGGAGCUGGCCAUCCUCUACAACUGCACCAGGACCGCCACAGUACGCACUCUGACGCACGUGAAGCUAUGGGCCAUCGACCGCCACUGCUUCCAAACCAUAAUGAUGAGAACUGGCCUCAUCAAACAUAACGAGUACAUGGACUUCCUCAAGAGCGUUCCCACUUUCCAAAGCCUCACGGAGGAGACUCUGAGCAAACUGGCUGAUGUCAUGGAGGAGACUCAUUAUGACGAUGGGGAGUUUAUAAUUCGACAGGGGGCCAGAGGAGACACUUUCUUCAUCAUCAGUAAAGGAAUGGUAAAUGUGACUCAGACAGACCCGUCCAGUCAGGAGCCGGUGCUGCUGCGAGAGCUCAGCAGAGGAGACUGGUUUGGGGAGAGAGCGCUGCAGGGUGAAGACCUCAGAACAGCCAACGUGGUCGCGGUGGACUCUGUCACCUGCCUGGUCAUCGACAGAGACUCAUUCAAGCAUCUGAUUGGUGGACUUGAAGAUGUCUCCAAUAAAGGCUAUGAAGAUGCUGAACUGAAGGCUAAAUAUGAAGCAGAAAACGCCUUCUUCUCCAGCCUGAAGCUCACGGACUUUAACAUCAUUGACACUUUGGGAGUCGGAGGAUUUGGAAGAGUUGAACUGGUGCAGCUCAAAAACGAAGAGGCCAAAACCUUCGCCAUGAAAAUCCUGAAGAAACGCCACAUCGUCGACACGAGACAGCAGGAGCACAUCCGAGCGGAGAAACAGAUUAUGGCCGAUGCCCACUGUGACUUCGUUGUCAGGUUAUAUCGGACUUUCAAAGACAGUAAAUAUCUGUACAUGUUGAUGGAGGCGUGUCUGGGUGGAGAGCUUUGGACCAUCCUCAGAGACAGAGGUUCAUUUGAUGAUACCACCACCAGGUUUUACACUGGUUGCGUAGUCGAGGCCUUUGCUUAUCUCCACGCAAAAGGAAUCAUCUACAGAGACCUGAAGCCCGAAAACCUUCUCCUGGACAGAAGAGGAUAUGCCAAACUGGUGGACUUUGGGUUUGCGAAGAAGAUUGGCUACUGUAAAAAGACGUGGACUUUCUGUGGUACACCAGAGUACGUGGCUCCAGAAAUCAUCUUAAACAAAGGCCAUGACGUGUCUGCAGAUUACUGGUCCCUGGGCAUCCUCAUGUACGAGCUGCUGACCGGGAGUCCUCCGUUCACAGGCCCAGACCCAAUGAAAACCUAUAAUGUGAUUCUGAGAGGCAUUGACAUGAUUGAGUUUCCAAAGAAGGUCACCAAGAACGCAGGCAACCUCAUCAAAAAGCUCUGCAGAGACAAUCCAAUAGAAAGACUUGGGAACCUGAAAAACGGUGUUAAAGACAUCCAAAAGCACAAGUGGUUUGAAGGUUUUAACUGGGAAGGCCUCAAGAAGCAAACGCUAACUCCUCCCAUUCAACCAAAUGUUUCGUCUCCAACCGACACAAGUAACUUUGACAGUUUUCCAGAAGACACUGAUGACCCACCUCCAGACGAUAACUCAGGCUGGGACUAUGAUUUUUAAAGCGUUUUUUUAAGACCGACUGGACCUAAAGCACUUUGAAAAAUAUUAUUUCAAAUGGUCUUCAGAUGUUAAAGGUGCACUGCGCAACUUUUCUGCUGGAGGGUCCGUCGCCUGCUUGUUUCUAUGGAUAUGGUCAUUGCUCUGCCUGAAAUGUUCAACAGUGUGACAUUAAACAGAUCUGCUUUACAUUUAUUAAAUUACAGGUGGUUUUACAGCUCAAAAAUACUUAGAAAAACAGGUAUUCUGACUGUGAGCAGAGUUGCCUUUCCACAGAUCUGACCUGUAACUUGUCUGGUUUGGUCUCCGUGAAGCAUUUGAUGGACCCUCCACCACAAAAGUUACACAAUGCACCUUUAAAGAGCAUGUACCUGAUUUUUUUUUUCCAUGUAUUUGAGCAAAACCUGCCUUGCCCCAGUACAGAUAUAUUGUAUCAGCAGCUCUUGCGGUCAAAAUAAGUCCACUGUGAUCUGUCUGCAUCUAAUUAUAAAUUGUUUUAUUGUCAGGAAGUGUGCAGUUUGCAUGCUAGUUGUUGUGAAAAGCACUUAUAAACUCAUCACAGUGAAUAAUUACGAUGCUCUGAAUGUUAAAGGAAACUGAGAAAUAACUUCGGGCCACUGCAAACUGCUUAAAAUGAACCAGUUCUGUGUUGUUAUUAUUAUUUUUUUUUUCAGAUGGUAAAAAUCAGGUACAGUGCUUUUAAUUUGGUAUUUUUUUUACAAUUUUUUUUUUGUUUUACUUUAAAGCUCUUCUAGAUCUUCCAAUCUUCUAACUUCAAAUCAAGAUACUAUUUUUGAAUACUGCCUAAAAGUGGACAAAGCCUUAUUGGAAGCUGCAACCAUCUUACGCUUUUAGGAUAUUUUAUUUUGAAUAAGAAGCAAAAACAGAAGCAUCAUUUUCAUUUUUGAAGCUAGGAGGUGACACGUUUUCAAGAUUAAACUUUUAACGCUACAGUAAGUUACAUCUAGAAAGCAGAAUUUUAUUUAGAUCUUAAAAACGACAACGUAAGAUCUGAUUUUGUAACAAGGCGGUAAAAGGGCAUUUUCUGCUGGUACUCAUAAACUACAGACAGUAUUUGCAGUUUUGGUUUAAAGGUGCACUGUGUAACAUUUCUGGAGCAGGUCCGUAACCAUGGAGAUGUUAAUGCUUUGGUUUAAAUUGUCCGCAGUGUGGCUUUAAACUAUAUGUCUUGCGUUUAUUCAAAAAUAUUGGUGAAAAUAUCUAAAAAAAAAAACAAAAAACAUCCAUUCUUACUGUGAGUGGGGUCACCUUUCCGCAAACCUAAUCUGUAAUUUGGUUUACAAGUGUCCAUGGAGAUUCUUAAGUUUAUGGUUAUACUGUGGAACAUUUUAGCGCAUCUCCAUGGAUACAAGCAGGUGACGGACGCUCCACCGAAAAAGUUACACAGUGCACCUUUAAGAGAUUGAUCCAGUAGUCAAAUGUAGACCCCAGUUUAGCUAAAACCUGGUUUAGUCCUGGUUUAGACCUGGUUUAGACCCAAUUUACAUUGCUUGAUAAGAUGGUACGGUAAGGCAUGCUAGUUUAGACCUGGUUUAGUCCUGGUUUAGUCCUUGUUUAGACCUGGUUUAGACCUGGUUUAGUCCUGGUUUAGACCUGGUUUAGUCCUGGUUUAGACCUGGUUUAGUCCUGGUUUAGUCCUGGUUUAGACCUGGUUUAGACCUGGUUUAGUCCUGUUUUAGAUCUGGUUUAGUCCUGAUUUAGUUGUGGUUUAGUCCUGGUUUAGAUACCUGGUUUAGUCCUGGUUUAGACCUGGUUUAGUCCUGGUUUAGACCCAUUUAAAGCCAUUUACAUUGCUUGAUAAAGACCGUACAGUAAGGCUCACUAGUUCAGACCUGGUUUAAACUUGAAAAACCCGGUUUAGUCCUGGUUCUUGUUGUAGUCCUCGUUGAACUGGCUGUACAGAUUACACUUUAUAAGACCAAUAGGUAGCUUUAAAAGUAUUUAAUGAUGUCAUGAACUCAAACGGAGGCAGGGACCUGGUCUGUACAUCUCUACGGGAGAGUUACUGUUUACCGAGAUUGGGUCCUUCCAACUAACAAGAAUCUCGCCUUUAUGUGGAAAAAAAAAAAAAUCACCAUAGUUCAUUUGAGACUUUGAACUUCGUGGCAGUUUUUGUUUCACGUGGAUAGGCCCAGAAAUUACAGAGAUAUUAACCAUAAACCAGGUCAACACAUCUGCAAUCUGAUAGUUAAAGAAAGUGCCUAUGACAACUGGACUCAAUUUACUAAGAUUUUACAAAACAUUUUACUUUUUUUUCCUAGUUUGGCCAUUUUUGUAGAUUUCAAAUUUGACUUUCUGGUUGAAAAUCAUGACAUACUCUAAAAAAAGAGCCAAAACUCCUCUAAUGUACACAGAGAUUAUUAUAUGAUAAACACAAAUAUAAUAAAACAUCUUUAUUUUUUUGAGAUAAUGUUAAAAAUAUUGGAAAUUUUUGUUUAUUUUAUGUAAAUUGUGCCAAACUUUUGGACAGAUAUCAUCUCUAAAACAGAACUCUCGAUUUUCUGUAAUUUUCAACAUAUGUUUUUAAUUUUUUUUCGCAAAUACAUUACUGAUUGGUGUAAAACUAUAAUUUAUAUUUACAAGAGGUAUUAUCCCACCAAAUUAAGUCAAAAUUAGAGAAUCAUCAAAUCCUUUCCAUAUAAUUCUGGUCAGCUCAGUUUUUAAAAGUACUUCGACUUUUGACUGGCGCGUUUGUUGGAACUGUAGCCUUAGACCUGCCCUACCUGAUCAAUUCCUGAUCAAUUACAACAUCUUUUUGAUCAUUUUCUAACACGAACCCAAAAUCCAGGGUCACCUCACUGCCUUGCCUAAGCCUCUAUUAAGCUUUAACCCCCCAAAAAUAAAAAAAAACUUCCUUAAAGAUGCAUUAUGUCACUUUUCUGGUGAAGGGCGUGCCACCUGCUUGUCUCCAUGGAGAUGUUGUCACUAUUCAUUUUUUUCCCCUAUUGCUUUUAACGUACCUCGGAAAGCAUGCACUCUUACUGUGAGCGGGCUUGCCUUUCCACAGACCUGACCUGUGACUUGUCUCCAUGGAUAGAAAUAAAUUAAAGGGCCCAUAAGAUGCUAUUUUCUGAUCUAUGUUAUAAUCUUUCCUCAUCACAAACAGACCUGGAGUUGUGUUUUUGUUUCAUUCACACAUGUUUAACACCCAAACCCUGCAUGUUUAAGAUGAGUUCUUCUCUCAAACAGGAAACACUCUGUUCCACCUUGUGAUGUCAUGUGGUAAACAGGAAGUACUCUAUCGUGUUUUUAAAGUUCGUACACCUUUUGCUAGAAUCAUUUGCAUCAUUUCACCUGUGGACUUGCCUGUCUCUACUGAACUAAAGCCAAAAGGUAGCUGUUUCUGUGUUAAUGUGAAAACUGCCCCUUCGUGACAUCACAACGUGGAACAGAGCAUUUUGAGUUUGGAGAUGUAGACAGACUAAUAAUAAAGGAUCAACUCAAACAUGUGUGAAUGAAACAAAACACAACUAUAUGUCAAGUAUAUUUUUGAUUAGGUAACAACAUUAAAAGUCCCGUCCACACUAGUUUGUAUUCGAAUCGUUUUUGUUGCGUAUGCAGUGUUCAUUCACACUAAUUUGAUGGAAAACGACUCCAGAGAUGGAACGAUCUGGUGCCGGCAGCUCCCACGAAUUCAUCUGAGUACAGAUCUGAUCCAGCACUGUGUGGACGCCUGAAAACGCUGAUACUCUGACAUAGGAGCUCUAGUUUGCGUCUUUAUUGGACCACGUCACUGUGUUUUGUGCCUUCCUGAUUUGCUGGGUUCGUGACAUCGGUCAUGUGACGCUAUUGCGGAAAACAGUUUAAACAAACCAGAGACAAACGGGAAACAGUGUAGCUAGAACUAUUUGCUAGUACACGGUCCUUGAAAAGACUGUUUUUACACUUGCCAUCUUUUUUGGCUCGAAAUCGGCUGCUGCAACUUAUUAGUGUUUUAGGCAAUUUCUCGUUAAAGGGCGAAGUAUAGUUCUAUAGGUCUGUGCGUAUGACCUACAGAAGUAUAAUCUCUGAAAAGUUUCACAUGAACCAUCUCCAACGCGAUAGAAACACAGAACAGACUCACCAUCAGCAGAACACCCCUCUGUCACAGAAAGAACACUCAUAAUUCACUGAGUCGUGUCCUUUUUAAGUCCGACAGAAGGUGAACCACAUCAGGGCUCAAGGAGCGAACUGUUUUUUUUUUGAGCGCUUAGUUUAUGCAAAUGAGCCAUGUGGUUUUAAGUUUCGUUUCUGUAAAAGGUAAACAAAUAUUCGCAAAGCUGUGUGGAUAGGAAAGACUUGCGGACACAGAAACGACGUGUCUGGACGCAAAUUGUUUCCAAUACAGUGAUUAGUUUUAGUGUAAACCUAACCUCAGUCUCCAUGAAGGAAUGCAGGUUCUUUGGCCCUUCACCAGAAAAGUCACAUAGUGUGUCUUUAAUAUUAUUUGACACGUUGUGAAGCUAUUACCACGGCGUUUUGUAAAUACUUCCACAACCUACAGACAUAUCACGUACAACUUUGCACACACGAACAUUGAAACACGUGCAUGAUUUUUGUAAAACCGCUGCAUUUUUCAAGACGUUUUAUCGUGAAACUGAAAUUGUGAAAGUUGAUGCAUUUUAAAGAGUUCAAUGAUGAUGUUGUAAUUUUUGUGCAUUUUUGUAUUGAUGCCCAGAUUGCUGCUUUUAAGUGACUUAUAUUGUUCCAUAUUUUUGACUCAAUGGAGAAAUAUAGUGAUUUCCUGUUUUUCUGCAUGAAUUGACAACUCGUAUAUUUUUGCAAUUGUGUGAGAAAGUAAUAUUUGUAUAUAUUUGAAGUAUAGUGCGUUCUUUGUAGUUUUAUUUCAUGUUGAUGAUAAUGUUAUUUGAGAUUUACAGUGGCUUCCAGUAGCUAAAGAGAUUCCAGUUCAAAAUAGCUUUACGGGCAUGACUGUUAAUAAAACUCUCCUGCCACAA
Messenger RNA from Boleophthalmus pectinirostris (great blue-spotted mudskipper), 8767 nucleotides. RefSeq names its product cGMP-dependent protein kinase 1-like. The record is from RefSeq and is a predicted model, not a curated record. Gene Ontology annotation, biological process: protein phosphorylation. Gene Ontology annotation, molecular function: ATP binding; cGMP-dependent protein kinase activity. Lineage: Eukaryota; Metazoa; Chordata; Actinopteri; Gobiiformes; Gobiidae.